AGAGACGAGCUGCACAAACAAAGUGCAGCAGCAAAGCACGGCUUCACCUCAUGACUCGAAACUUUCUUCAUUUUAAGAUCAAACCAAGGAGUCUCGGCUAAACUAAAAGACGCUGCUGCUGCUGUGCCAUGCUGCUGCAGCGUUUAUGAGAAUCAACCUACGCUAUCUCGAUUUUCAUUUCACUGCAUUCACGAGAAAAAAAAACACUCAACCUGCAACCAUGAACGAGACGCAUGCCAACUGCAGUGACCCUUCAGUGGACUACCAGUACUAUUUCUUCCCAGUUGUCUACAGUUUAGCUCUAGCUGUGGGUCUACCGGGUAACCUAGCAACCCUCUUCGUCUUCACCUUCAAGAUUACCCCCCGCACAGCUUUCAGCGUGUACAUCAGGAAUCUGGCUCUAGCCGACAUCCUCAUCCUGUGUACUCUACCCUUUCGGAUCCACUACCACCUCAACGGUAACAAAUGGGUGUUCGGGGCCCCCAUCUGCAGCAUCACGGGGAUCCUGUUCUACGCCAACAUCUACAUGAGCAUCUGUUUCAUGAUGUGCAUCUGCGUGGACCGCUACAUGGCCACCGUACAUCCUCACACCUAUCUGAGGCUGAGGAGCACAUGGUACUCUUUGAUUGUGAGUGUGACGCUUUGGGGUGUCGCUGGAGUCGCCAUGCUGGUCUUUCUCCUCCUGGGCCCUCUGGAAACCAACGAAUCUGGAAGCCAAAGCUGCUUCGAGAACUUCGCCAAGACUGAGUGGGAGACGCGUUUAGGGGUGUACAGCAUGCUGGGCCUCGUCUUUGGCUCACUGCUGCCCUCUUUAAUCAUCCUGGUGUGUUACCCUCUGGCUGCGAGGCGCAUCUCCAUGAUGGGGACUAACACAGCCCAAAAAGCCGUGAGGGUCAUUUACACCAUCCUGGCUAUAAUGGUGCUGUGCUUCCUCCCAAACCACGUAGUGUACCUGCUGCACUUCCUCCGACGCUUGGACGUCAUCCAGAGUUGCUCUUACGGCAACGCCAUCUAUCACGCCCGACGGGUCACCAUGGCCCUCGUCAUCCUCAACACAUGCCUGGACCCUUUGCUUUACUUUGUGUCCACCAGCCACUUCAAAUGGAAGAGCUUGAAGAUGACAUGGCUGUGGGGAAGAUUCAGGAGGAAUAGAGGCGUUUAUGUCGUCGCAAUCAGCUGA
Molecule: messenger RNA, 1180 nt
Organism: Scomber japonicus (chub mackerel)
Lineage: Eukaryota; Metazoa; Chordata; Actinopteri; Scombriformes; Scombridae
Product: lysophosphatidic acid receptor 6
Exons: 2
Coding region: 146-1180 (344 amino acids)
Biological process (GO): G protein-coupled receptor signaling pathway
Cellular component (GO): membrane
Molecular function (GO): oxysterol binding; G protein-coupled receptor activity
Source: RefSeq, a predicted model, not a curated record